GCAGCAAGUUCGCUGCAGUCACACUGUCAGCUGUUGAAACUCUUUGUUGUGUAUGUAGUAAUAUGUUUUCUGUUUGCUUAUAGUUACCAUGAGUUUUUUCAUGAAAUUUUUCAGUUGUCUUAGGUUAUUCUGGCCCUUUGAUCGGGAGACUCGAGCCGACUGAAGGUGUGAAAAUUUCAAGGUUCAAGAAACUGUCAGAUGUCGAUUUGGCUUGCAGUUUGCAGCAGUUCGAAAGGAAUCUACGUAGUGGUGCUACUUUGAUACAUUUGGAAAAUCGGAGGACAUGGGAAAGAAAGAAUACCUCUGCAAAGUCGAGGGAUGUGGGAAGGUGUUCAGUUCCUGCGGCGGUCUAUCACAGCACCGGAAAACACAUGAAGAUCGUCGUCGUUUCAAAUGUGAACACGAAGGCUGUGAAUUCUCGUCUCAUCAGAAAAUCAACCUGAAGACGCAUUACCGCAUCCAUACGGGGGAAAAGCCGUACCAGUGUUCGAUAUGCAACAAAUCAUUCUCGCAGCAGGCAAAUCUGAAUCAUCACCAGUUGAUUCAUACUAAGGAAAAAGAAUUUCUUUGUCCGGUCGAGGGAUGCAAGUUUCGGGCGUUCCAGUCCAUCAACUGCCAAACCCAUAUCUCUCGCUGUCAUCCCGAUAGCAAAGAUUGCGUUCCAUUACCCUCCUAUCAGAACCAAAGUCCUCCUGAAUGCAAGCGGAAGAAAAGAUCGAGAGAGCCUGAAAAUGUUAUCAAAAAGUUGUCACCCAAUCCGCAACCUACCCGCAGUUCGUGGAGACUGGUGAAGCGGCGGGAACACGCUGCACUUGCGGAAAAUUGUGUGCAGCCGAAGACUAGCGAGGAUUGCGGCUUACCAAGUUCGAGUCCCUCUCAUUCACCGGAAAUUCCUAGCUUUUCCAGUAUUGACGACGAAGAAAGUACUUAUUCUUGCGUGCCGGAAUUCCCUCAAGUGGAUGUUGCUUCUCCGCAAGUUGAUGUGGAGGAGGACGAGAUUUGUGGCAUCGCUUACCUCACACCAGAAGGGUUACAAGGCGAAUGCCGUUAUUAUGUUGCCUGUAAAAACGAAUCAUGUAAUGCAGACGAGGACGAGAUUUGUGGCAUCGCCUAUCUCACACCGGAUGGGUUACAAGGCGAAUGCCGUUAUUAUGUUGCCUGUAAAAACGAAUCGGGAGUCGAUUACGUGUGGAUGUCUAAAGAUAUGGUUACGGACCAACAGAAGCGGAAAAUCCUGGACGUUGUGUUCCUUCAAAUGCCCAAAUGAAAUAUGUCAGUGCUGCUCAAAGCAAGUGCAACGAGGUUGUAUGAUUCUCGACAGUAUGAUUUUUAUUGUUUUUGCAAUUUCUUUUACAAAAAGGUUCCUUUUAUUGCGCGUUUGUACAUGAUAUCUGCACAGAUUUAUUUUUUCCUUUGACAUUUGAUUUCUUUCUUAGAGAUUGUGAUUCGUGAAAAAUCACUGCGAAAAAUAUUGGGAAAUAGUAAAAGAUCCCAAGAAUGGAAGCUUUUCAGGAAAUUUUUUAGCCUGCGCUACUUGCCC
Paramacrobiotus metropolitanus is the source of this 1540-nucleotide messenger RNA. Its product is annotated as zinc finger protein 845-like. Gene Ontology annotation, cellular component: transcription regulator complex; PcG protein complex. Lineage: Eukaryota; Metazoa; Tardigrada; Eutardigrada; Parachela; Macrobiotidae. The coding region runs from base 284 to 1267 and encodes 327 amino acids. The record is from RefSeq and is a predicted model, not a curated record. Gene Ontology annotation, biological process: regulation of transcription by RNA polymerase II. Gene Ontology annotation, molecular function: DNA-binding transcription factor activity, RNA polymerase II-specific; RNA polymerase II cis-regulatory region sequence-specific DNA binding. The transcript is spliced from 10 exons.